Messenger RNA from Daldinia caldariorum, 2209 nucleotides. Its product is annotated as alpha/beta hydrolase fold-domain-containing protein. The transcript has a single exon. The record is from RefSeq and is a predicted model, not a curated record. Lineage: Eukaryota; Fungi; Ascomycota; Sordariomycetes; Xylariales; Hypoxylaceae. Bases 304 to 1872 code for a protein of 522 amino acids.
CAAUCAACAUCUCGCCCCCGUCUCGUGGACCCUCGUUCCUGCUAGGGAUCUACGUAACAGCUUAGCCGGCAGCGCCUCGCGGGUCUUGUCCCAAGAUGCUCUAGCUCUGCCUUGAGCCUCGUAGUAAGACGUUUAUAAUCUAGGCAAUAAUCAACGUCUUUCGUGUAUGACAGUGACGCACACAUGGAUUAGGUAGGUAUAUAAGCCUGCUUGCUCUUCUCGGUUGAGGUUUCCUUCGUUUUACACUCGUCCUACCCGGCCCACCUAAAUAACAAUCAUCGAGGGCGAAAGGACAUUACCACCAUGGGCCGCUCACUCGUUCUCGCGCAGGCGUUCACCGCGCUCGCGACUGUGAGCUCGGCGCUCACCGUAACUAUUCCCGGAGCGCCUCCGUUCAAACCAGGCGGAGCAAAGCUGCUUCAGAGACGGAGCGCGAAGUCAGGCAACACUACUACGGAUAGCAUCUCGUGGGGACCGUGUCCGGAUUCGUUCCCGUCUAACAUCACGUGUGCGACUUACACCGUGCCUCUGGACUGGGAGCACCCGCAAGCCAACGAGACGAUCGAGCUGGGCCUGGUCCGCAUCGAGGCGCGCGACAAGAGCAACCGCAUCGGGAACUUAUUCGUCAACCCGGGCGGCCCCGGCGGGCAAGCCUCGAGCCUCGUCGCGUCCCUCGCCACGGCGCCGUCCGCCGUCGACCCCCAGAUCCUCGACCGCUUCGACGUGAUCGGCCUGGACCCGCGGGGCGUCGGCCUCAGCACGCCGGUGCGCUGCGACGCGGCGGCGUACAACCAGCGCGUGACCUGGUUCCCCGAGACGCAGGGCCAGUUCGACGCGCUCGUCGCGUACAACAAAAACCUCGCCGAGAGCUGCCGCGCCGAGACGGGCCGCCUGAUCGACUUCGUCGACACGGUCAGCGCCGCGCGGGACCACGAGGCCGUGCGCAAGGCCCUCGGCGGCGAGAAGGCCAACUUCCUCGGCUUGUCCUACGGCACCCAGCUGUUCGGCCAGUACGCCGAGCUGUUCCCCGAGGGCGUCCGCGCCCUGGUCCUCGACGGCAACCUCCAGCACUCGCAGUCCGAGUCCAGCAACCUGCUCAUCGAGAGCGCCGCGUACGAGGCCACGCUGAAGAACUUCUUCGCCUGGUGCGCCGCCGCGCCCGACGACGACGAGUGCCCCCUCCGCGGCCAGGACGUGCGGGCCAAGUACGAGAGCGUGGUGGCCAAGGCGCGCGAAUCGCCCAUCCCGGCCCCCGGGUGCGACGACAAGACGUGCCGCUCGAACGUCACGGCGGAGGACAUCCGCUUCAGCGUCCAGCCGUACCUGAUCUCGCCGGGAUCCUGGCCGUCGCUCGGCAAAGCCAUCGCGGCCGCGGCCGACGACGACGACGCGACGCUCAUCUCGCAACAGCAGCCCUUAGCGACGGGGGACGCGUACGAGGACUCGCUGCUGUUCGCCGGCACGGCGAUCGCGUGCCAGGACUGGACGCACGCGUCGUCGUCGCUCGCGGAGGUCCGGGCGAAAGCGGCCCUGGGGCAGACCUUCACGCCGCUGACGGGGGGCGCGUGCCAGAGCUACAAGAUCCAGACCUCGUGUGUCGGGUGGCCGGCGCCGCUCUCCAACCCGCCGAAGCCCGUCUCGUACGACGGCGCCGCCAAGAUCCUCAUGCUGCAGUCUACCUUCGACCCCUCGACCAGCUACGCCUGGGGUCUGGGCCUGCACGCGGAGAUCGGGGACCGCCGCUCCGUGCUGGUUACGCGCAACGGCACGGGGCACACUAGCUACCUGCUAGGCGGCGAGGCCGCGGCCGCGGCAAACGCGUAUCUCGUCAACUUGACGCUACCGGAGCCGGGGACGAUUUUGCAGUCGUGAGGCGGACACGGCCUUGCUGGGUAAUGGUAAUGGUUGUAUGAGUUAUUAGUAGGAGUUCCAAAUUAUAUAUAUGGAUUUUUGAGUGUAUAUGAUAGUUAAGCGAAUCCGGUUUACUGAACUUGAAAUUUCAAGAGUAUAGGAGGUACAGUACCUAAUACAUUAGCCGAGCAUCAACGAUGUACAUAUUUCUUGGUUCCUACUAUGUUAUUGGCCGUCUUGUCGAUGGCGGAGUGAAACUGCUUAUAUACCUGGCUUACUUCACAAGGUAGUAAUGAACUAAUCAGACACCUAGUUGAGUCACAGGCCAAUACAUAUAUCACUAAUGAUGAUCUAAUAA